Trypanosoma brucei brucei TREU927 is the source of this 951-nucleotide messenger RNA. RefSeq lists its product as hypothetical. The record is from RefSeq and is a predicted model, not a curated record. The transcript has a single exon. Gene Ontology annotation, molecular function: metal ion binding. Lineage: Eukaryota; Euglenozoa; Kinetoplastea; Trypanosomatida; Trypanosomatidae. The coding region runs from base 1 to 951 and encodes 316 amino acids.
AUGUCAUCGCAGGACAAUCGCGCCAAAUACGUUCAAAACGGCGUCAUGGAGGUAUUUGAUCCCAACUUCAAGUACCUUUACCUGGUGCCCGCCCACUUUGUUUUACAUGUUCCACCAGCACGGUUGAAUAUCUCCCGCCUUGUGAUUUGCCGCAAUUACAGAUCUGGCGUUCCAAACUCCUGCGCAAAGGAGGAAAGUUGUCGCUUCGUACAUGCCGAUGUUGAUUACAGCACGCUGGAGGCGCAUCCCAUUCAUGUGAAUUACAUAUGGCGCCAUGAGGACCAUUGCACGUACGAACGGCUACCAGCUGGAGACGUUUUGGAGGUUUGCUCACAGGAAAACCCUCAAGAGCAUGAACUUAUUUCCAGCGAACUUGUCCUCGUCACACGCGGGUCAGUGGCACACCAUAAUGCACUCCCGCACUCACUGAUGCGUUGCCCUCUUUAUACAACCAACCGAAUGUGCAGCCGUGGCGAGCGAUGCAGUUUUAUUCAUACACUUUGUGUUGACCCGACUGUUGUGGGUGACUUUAAACGGGCACCCGCCCGUACCGCAGCCGUAACUCCAACGCCGAGGUCCCCUGCAGUCGCGAGUGCCACGGAUUCUCAAAAGAUGCCGCGUACGUUUGCAAGCGGGACUCCGAUGUUAAGCGACUUCUGCAUUUCGUCACCGGAGCGUGAGGCGCCAGCGUUAUCCAUGGGAGCAGGCGGUUACACCGCCUUGUCUUUUCGUGUAGAUGCCGCUGGUGAGCCACUUCCAGCAACAUGCAGCGUAAUUCCACGAUGCCGAGUGACCGCACGCGUCCGCACGAGUACCGUCGUGAAGAGCCGACCGACACUUGUUGCAGCCUUCAGCGAUGCUUCAGUCUCCAGACGGAGCGCCAUGGCAACCAACUCACGGCCCGCUUCAUAUUGCCAUAAUCCUUACUAUCCUGUUCUCUGCAGGUCAUAA